Molecule: messenger RNA, 588 nt
Organism: Acaulospora morrowiae
Lineage: Eukaryota; Fungi; Glomeromycota; Glomeromycetes; Diversisporales; Acaulosporaceae
Source: the annotation of a GenBank genome assembly
CAAAAUAUGGAAUAUCGACGUCUUACCGCACUGGAUAAGCUCUAUAGAAUCAUAGAUCAUCUAGUGCGUUACAACAACGGUUAUACGGUAUAUGGAUUUUGGAGAAUAUGUUAUCCACAUUACAUAAAACUAGAGCAUCAUCAACUCAAGAAAAUUUUAGAAUUAAAAUUAGACCAUGUUAGAUAUCCCUUGUCUCGGGUUAAUAGUUUUAAAUUAUACGCAGCACAAAUUUUGGAUAUCAAAGAACAAGAUGAGCCCACUAUUGAGAUUUUUCCUAAUUUGGAAUGGGAUGAGUAUUACAGAGUAUUUGGAUUUUGGAAAUGCAAAACCUGCAAAAAGAAAUGGAGGAGUGCCUACACUUGGAUAUCUCUUCGUGAAUUUAUAUUUAAAACGUCGGCGAAAAAAUUAAAAAAUUACUACAUGCAACAGUGCAUUAAUUGCAAUGGUGACGCAAAAUGUAGUGGUGAAAAGAAAAAAGAUAGUGAUACGAGCGUUAUCUAUAAGUAUGAACCUCUGGAGUUAUCAGAUGGCGGCAAACAUAAAGAUCACUUAUGUGCAAAGGGACAAAAUUCUUUCAGUCUUGACUGA